UCCUCAAUCCCCCUCUCGGAGGCGUCUUGGUGAGUGGAGAAUGGAAACCAUUGCGACCACCUUCGCCUCGUGGCCGCCUUCGCCUCCCUCUUCUAAGCUCUCCUCCUCUCUCUUCUUCUCUCAUGGCCUCCUCUUUUCCUCCGAUUCCCAUACGCGAGAUGCGGCGGCGCCGCCUUUGGCCGCCGCCCCACUCAGGAGAAAAGCGCACCAGUCCGUCAGAGCCCCCGCGAUGACGGGCUGCAGGAGGACGCUCUCGGAGGGGUGGGAUCUGUCGGGCUUGGUGGCUAGGGCUUCUUGGAUGCCAAAGUUCGAGGAGCUCGACACCACCAACAUGCUCCUCCGUCAGCGGAUCGUCUUCUUGGGCUCCCAGGUGGAUGACAUGACUGCUGAUCUGAUUAUCAGCCAGCUCUUAUUUCUAGAUGCGGAAGACCAAAGGAAGGACAUAAAGUUGUUCAUUAAUUCACCUGGUGGCUCUGUGACAUCUGGAAUGGGAAUAUAUGAUGCUAUGAAAUUAUGCAAGGCUGAUGUUUCUACUGUUUGCUUGGGUCUUGCGGCAUCCAUGGGUGCAUUUCUGCUUGCUUCUGGAACCAAAGGAAAGAGAUUUUGCAUGCCAAAUGCAAGGGUCAUGAUUCAUCAACCACUAGGAACAGCUGGUGGCAAAACAACUGACAUGGGGUUACGGAUUAGAGAAAUGAUGUACCACAAGGUGAAGAUGAACAAAAUUUUGUCAAGAAUCACAGGAAAACCUGAGAAACAGAUUGAAGAGGACACAGACCGUGACAAUUUCAUGAACCCUUGGGAGGCCAAGGAAUAUGGGUUGGUAGAUGCUGUUAUAGAUGAUGGGAAGCCGGGCUUGGUUGCACCAAUAGCAGAUUCAUCACCUCCUCCAAAAACCCGUGUGUGGGAUCUGUGGAAGAUCGAGGGAAGCAGAAAAGCCAGGCAGAAUCUGCCUUCAGAGCAGAAGCUUUCCCAAAAUGGAUAUAAAGCUGGCAGCGGGAGCGAUGAGGAGAAAGGAAAGGAACAGACAGAGGAAGCUCCUACAGCUGUAUGAAACACAGAAUUGAAAUCCCAAUCUUCAAAAUCUGAAAAAAGGAAUGAAGAUGAGUUUUGAGCUCUACGUAGUGGUGCUGUUUUACUCGGAACUCAAAACAAAAAAUAAUGCCAACAGGAAACAGGGUGAGAUGCCAUUUUACUAGUGUGCAAAUUUGGAUGAAAUUGCUGCUACUACUUUCUCAUGGAUCCUUGCUUCAGGAUUUCACCUUCAAAGGCAAUUGAAAACUUGGUGACUGGUGAUACCAUGUAUGACAUUCUAAUUGUCUGUUUUCUUUCUUUCCUUUUUUUUUUUUUUGGGAAACAGUAUUGAUAGACUGUUGUGGCCUUUCUUAACGACUUUUAUUAUUCUUAACCUCUUUUACUAGAUAUAGCUCAAUGGCAGGUAUAAUAUCCUGCUCUUGCCACUUA
This is a messenger RNA of Phoenix dactylifera (date palm), 1461 nucleotides long. It is a transcript of the gene CLPP3, whose product is annotated as CLP protease proteolytic subunit 3. Gene Ontology annotation, biological process: protein quality control for misfolded or incompletely synthesized proteins. The record is from RefSeq and is a predicted model, not a curated record. Gene Ontology annotation, cellular component: endopeptidase Clp complex. Lineage: Eukaryota; Viridiplantae; Streptophyta; Magnoliopsida; Arecales; Arecaceae. Gene Ontology annotation, molecular function: ATP-dependent peptidase activity; ATPase binding; serine-type endopeptidase activity.